GCGGGAAAGAUUUUCAUGCUAAAGUUUUGAGUAUGUAUAUAUGCAGUUUGCAGCUUCUAUUUAUUAGAUAUUGUUUUGUUUAAUACAGGCCCUGAGCCAUAGUAUUUUAUUACCUAAUUUAUUCGAGCAAAGACAGCGCGGACGUAACAAAUACAACCGAUUUUUGGCGGAUUAUGUCUGAAAGGGAAAAUGGAGAAAUCACACCACCCAACUACCUGCCUCUGGUCACAUCACACAACACAGCAUUGGAUAUUCUAGUGGCGGAUUCUUCGUUUGCAGAUCUCGACAUAUCAGCUUCUCAAGAGGAUAUACUCAAUGGUAAUACAGCAGAAGAUGCUGAUUUGUCACUCACGGAGUUAAUUGAUGAGGACAAGGCAAGGAAAGCAGUAGUUUUAAAGAGCAAUGCUGCACAUAAUGGACUAAAAACGUUUGACGUUAGCAGAAACUAUGAAGUACCUGGUGAAAGUGACAACUUUUUAGUCCACUCUAAAUCUGAUGUAAACUUGAACAAUGAUAAAAUAAAAGAAUCCAUGACUGGUUUGUUUGAUCUUGAACGUUUCGAUAAAAGCUUGUCAGAUUUGCAGGGUGCAGCAUUCCGCUAUGCUUCUCUAAAUCAAGUUGGCUUUGAUACUGUUACUGAAGAGUCGAAUGAUUCUGUCUUCUCUGUGCGAUCCCUUGGAUGGCUCCCAAUGAAUGAUUGCACCUCUGAUCCGGAUGUGAGCAGCGCUGAUGUCAACGCCUGCAUCCGGCAUCUUUCACAAAGUCAUGGUCAGAUCAUGGAUGGAAUAGGAGCGUGGGGAGAAGGGAAGCAUCUAAAGAUGAUCAUAGAAGAGGACCUGUUGAAGUUGGUGGACCCCAUCAGUGAUGUUGUGCUGCAGAAGCAAAAUAUAAGGCAAAUAAGAGUGUGGGGGGUUGGGAGGGAUAGUUUGUAUGACUUUGCAUAUGUUGUUAAGGAUACUGAGCUCCACGGUUUUAAGUGUCAUGUGUUCCGAUGCGAUAUUGCUGCAAAAGCCAUCGCACAACAGCUACACACCGCAUGUGAGCAGGUUUCUGAAAAGCGAAAACUAGAGAAAAAGACAAGUGAAAAAGAGAGAGUGGCAAUGAUAGCGAAAUUGCCGGAACGUAAAUCAGAACCUAAACGGGAGUUUGAUGUUCAAUAUAUCGGUUAUCGAAAAAAUGUUGGUGUUACUGGGAUGCCUGUUAUAAAGGACACCAUAAGAAAAGUGACUUCAGAUGAUAAAUUCUUUGUCGGAAAGGCUCUGGUAUCUAUCACUGCUUCUGCUCUGUUGAUCACAAACAAAGUUGAUAACAGCGUGCUUUUAAAUUGCAGGGUGAGGUUUUUAUCUUUUAUGGGUAUAGGCAACGAUAUCAGCAUCUUUGCUUUUAUAAGCGUAACUGCGGGUGAAACUUGCUGCCACGUUGUACAGUGUCUCCCAAAUGCUGCCAAGCUGGCAUUCGCUGUGCAGGAGGCUUGCGUUUUGCGUUAUCAAAAAGUUGUUGAUGCAAAUCCAUUGCCACCACCAGAAGUCAAACGGCCUUCUCCAAAACCACAAAAACGUUCUUUUAGUGAGGUAGUAAAAAGUUUUAUUUUUGGAUCCAAAUAAAAAAGUUUAAAUGCUGCUUACACAAUUGUCACUAUAUGCAUGCCAUCAUGUUUUGUUUACAGUUUUAUUACAUCUGUUUAUACAAAGACACAGUCAGUCCCUUGUGUAGUAAAAAAUGAACUGAAAUCCAAUUACUUCAAUCCAAUUCAAUUAAGUUUAUUACCAAUCUACCAACAGUGUUUGCAUAUGUGUUUAAUUGAUACUCAACCAUUUUUUGUAUAAGCAUAUAAAAAUUGCUUUUUGUGUUACUCAAUCACAUUUUCUGCUUCCUAUUUAGUAUUUAUGUCAAAGCCGUUAUUUUUAUUGUAACUUUUAUUCACUUCUCGUUUCAAUUUUAAUUUAUUUCAUAUUAUUGUAGCAGUCAUUUAUAUAUGUACAAUGAAAUGCAGUAUGUCCGCAGUUAAGGCCCUCAAUAGUAGGUCACUAGAUACAAUUCAAUUAUUGUUACCUAUUUAACACAAAAGACCUGUCCAUCAUACAUUUAUUCACUAUUAAAUCAUAAUUGCCGAUCCAUUUUAUUUUGGACAUUUUUUAACAAAGCAAUAACAUUUUUAUUAUAUAUGUUUGUAUAAUUAACAAAACAUAAAUUUAAGGAUUAAACUUGGAUUUUAACUUUUUAGUUUUUUGUUCGUUUACUUUUAGUUUUUACUAGGUUAAAAAUAUUUACAAAGACAGUCACACAUCUUGAUUAGGCCCCAUUUGUUCUAUUUGAAGAAAUCCUGUUUUUCAAACAGCCUUUUUACAUCCUUUUUUUCUAUUUUAUAAAUUACACUAAACCACUUUUCCAAAUUAAAAAAAAUUACAAAUAUUACAAUUACACCAUUACAGAAUAUUCAUAUUUUACUGUUUCAUAUUUCCCUGUCCAUAUUUUCAGCAUCAAAUUGCCAGUUGCAGAUUUUCUUUUUGCAUGAUUUGUUUAUGUUACUUUUGACAUUGAUUAAAUGCACACAACUUCUUUCCAACUCUGAUUAAAUUUGUUUAUCUAAAUUUUAUAUAAAUUUUAGCCAUGGUUUUAAACCACCAACCAUUUUUACCAUGUUAAUUCUAUAAUUCAGUUGUUUUCAGUUUAUUUCCCACAUGUUUGUACUUGUUAUGCUUGGAGAGCAGUAUUGUUUGUUUGUAUUUUGUUUUGUACACUUGUUUUUCAUACAAAUGCAAUGCCAGCACUAAACUACCUGGUUGUUCUCAUUCAUAG
Molecule: messenger RNA, 2799 nt
Organism: Ciona intestinalis (vase tunicate)
Lineage: Eukaryota; Metazoa; Chordata; Ascidiacea; Phlebobranchia; Cionidae
Product: amyloid beta precursor protein binding family B member 2-like
Biological process (GO): regulation of DNA-templated transcription
Cellular component (GO): nucleus; cytoplasm
Molecular function (GO): transcription factor binding; amyloid-beta binding
Source: RefSeq, a predicted model, not a curated record